GUCCCUGCGCACGGGAGAUGCUGCCCAUCGGGAAGAGCGCGAAGCAACAGGGCAAGCGGGGUAUUCUAGAGCGCUUAGAUGCUGGAGAAAUUGUGAUUGGAGAUGGAGGAUUUGUCUUUGCCCUUGAAAAGAGGGGAUAUGUAAAAGCUGGGCCCUGGACCCCUGAGGCAACUGUGGAACAUCCAGAAGCAGUUCGUCAGCUUCAUCGCGAGUUCCUCAGAGCUGGAUCAAAUGUUCUGCAGACAUUCACCUUUUAUGCCAGUGAGGACAAACUAGAGAACAGGGGAAACUAUGUAGCUGAGAAGAUCACUGGUCAGAAAGUUAAUGAAGCUGCUUGUGACAUUGCAAAAGAAGUGGCUAAAGAAGGUGAUGCCUUAGUGGCUGGAGGAGUCAGUCAAACACCAUCCUACUUAAGCUGCAAGGAUAAGGCAGAGGUCAAAGCGGUCUUUCGAAAGCAGCUAGAAGUCUUUAUGAGAAAGGAGGUGGACUUCUUAAUUGCAGAGUAUUUUGAACAUGUUGAAGAAGCCGUCUGGGCAGUUGAAGUUUUAAAAGAAUCUGGAAAGCCAGUUGCAGCUACAAUGUGCAUUGGUCCAGAGGGAGACAUGCACGGUGUGCCACCUGGACAAUGUGCUGUCCAGCUUGUCAAGGCUGGUGCUUCUAUUGUUGGAGUCAACUGCCAUUUUGAUGCAGAUAUUUGCCUGAAAACUGUGAUGCUUAUGAAAGAGGGCUUGGAGGCUGCUAAACUGAAAGCAUAUCUGAUGUCUCAACCACUUGCUUUCCAUACACCCGACUGCGGGAAGCAGGGAUUUAUAGAUCUUCCAGAAUUUCCUUUUGGUCUGGAGCCAAGAAUUGUCACUAGAUGGGAUGUUCAAAAAUAUGCAAGACAAGCCUAUGACUUAGGAAUUCGUUACAUUGGGGGCUGCUGCGGAUUUGAGCCAUACCACAUCCGAGCAAUAGCGGAAGAGCUGGCUCCUGAAAGAGGUUUUCUGCCAGAAGCUUCUGAGAAACAUGGUAGCUGGGGGGAUAGCCUGAGCAUGCAUACCAAACCCUGGGUCCGAGCAAGAGCAAGAAAGGAGUACUGGGAGAAUCUGAAGCCGGCUUCAGGCAGACCCUAUUGUCCUUCAUUGUCAAAGCCAGAUGGAUGGGGAGUGACCAAAGGAGCCAGAGAGCUGAUGCAGCAGAAAGAAGCAACCACUGAGCAACAGCUGAAGGAGCUCUUUCAGAAACAGAAGUUUUAAUCCACGGUCGUUGCCUAAAUGUCAGAAUGAUUUAUCUACAGAGCAUCUCAUGCCUUACAAGAGAGAAUUAGUGAGGAUGGGUAUCCUGAUAAUUUAUCAGUUAACAUGUAAUGAGAGGAAC
Messenger RNA from Tinamus guttatus (white-throated tinamou), 1359 nucleotides. Its product is annotated as betaine--homocysteine S-methyltransferase 1. NCBI's taxonomy places the organism in Eukaryota, Metazoa, Chordata, Aves, Tinamiformes, Tinamidae. The record is from RefSeq and is a predicted model, not a curated record. Gene Ontology annotation, molecular function: zinc ion binding; betaine-homocysteine S-methyltransferase activity. Gene Ontology annotation, biological process: L-methionine salvage. Gene Ontology annotation, cellular component: cytosol.